Molecule: messenger RNA, 315 nt
Organism: Heterobasidion irregulare TC 32-1
Lineage: Eukaryota; Fungi; Basidiomycota; Agaricomycetes; Russulales; Bondarzewiaceae
Exons: 3
Coding region: 1-315 (104 amino acids)
Source: RefSeq, a predicted model, not a curated record
AUGCUAAAAGUGGCACUGCUGGAGGAUCUAUUCUUGGGGGAUCUAUUUUCAGGACAAAGCCGAAGAACUGACUUCACGGACACGGAAGCCCAGUUGAAAGGGCCUUCAUACAGUUCCCGUGGCUUAAAAGACUCGAUAGCUUAUCGGGGUACUAGUCCCUCCCGCCGCCGGGAGCAAACUUUGAGCUUAAAGUUCCCGCGGCGCAGAAGGCUCUCCUUUUAUGAUGUGCCAGGUCGCCGAGGAGAUUGUCUUGGGAUAAAACACAAGAAGAAUCCCAGGUCUACCGAUGACAUUGUUACCGAUCUGCAUCAUUGA